Molecule: messenger RNA, 1868 nt
Organism: Solanum lycopersicum (tomato)
Lineage: Eukaryota; Viridiplantae; Streptophyta; Magnoliopsida; Solanales; Solanaceae
Source: RefSeq, a predicted model, not a curated record
GCAGGAGACGGAAUCAAAAUUCCAAUGGAGGAAACACCGCUUCUUUUCUUCAAGCAAUCGAAUCAAUUUAAGCUAAAGCUAUGGCACGUGAGGAUUCUUCAUUCGAAAGCGAGAGCACGGCCUCUUCUUCUCCACACUUUUACUUAUAGCUGUAUGCAGGAAUUACGAUGUUUGACAAACACCUUAUGCUUAAUCAAUUUACACACAAAAUAUAUCUUUCGGUUAUACACGUAAACAAAAUUUGAAGAAAUGAGUCUCAUGAUUCAAGUCUCAAUAGUGUUGCUUCUCUUUUCAGGAAUUCAUAAAUCUCAAGAGAGUGAUUUAUUAAGUACAACUCAUAAUCAUGCCUCUCCAGACAUCACUCCUAGCAAAGCUAUGCUGCCUUUGCAAGCACCUUCACCAUUCAUGCCAUUUACGUACACUAAGAUGCCUAAAUUAUCAGGACAUUGUGCAUUCAACUUUUCAGCUGCAGAUAGUAUUUUGAGAACAACAGCAACAGAUUGCUGGUCUACGCUUGCUCCAUAUCUUGCUAAUGUAGUGUGUUGUCCUCAAUUUGAUGCCAGCCUAGUGGUUCUUGUAGGGCAGGCCAGUAGUCAGUCACAAAGUCUUGCACUCAAUGUCACUCAUGCUAGGCACUGCCUUUCGGAUGUCAAACAGAUUCUAGAAAGUCAAGGUGCCAGUGAGGAACUUCUUGAGAUUUGUUCUGUGGAUCCCUCCAAUCUUACAGAAUCAUCUUGUCCUGUUAUAGAGGUUAAUGAAAUCGAAAACAGUUUAGAUACAUCGUCUUUGCUGGCUUCUUGUGGAAAAAUAGAUCCUACUAUUGAGUGCUGCAACCAAGUUUGCCAGAAUGCUAUAUCUGCUGCAGCUGAAGUUUUAGCUUUCAGGCAUAAAAAUGUGACAACCUCCAAUGGUGCCCCUAACUUGUCGGAAAAAUCUAUAAAUGACUGUAAAAGCAUUAUAUUACGAUGGAUGGCCAGCAAGUUCGAUCCUUCUUCAGCUAAUAGAAUCAUCAGAGUACUUUCAAGCUGUGAUAUAAACAAAUCAUGUCCAUUGGUGUUUCCGGACAUAAAGAACAUUUCCAAAGAAUGUGGAGAGGAAACAAGUAAUCAGACAUCCUGCUGCAACACACUGAAUAGUUACUUGUCGCGCUUGCAACAGCAAAGCUUCAUCACUAAUCUCCAAGCUUUAAAUUGUGCUACAUUGCUUGGCAAGAAGUUGCAAGAAGCAAAUAUCACCAGUAAUAUUUUUGACAUUUGCCAUGUAAACCUCAAGGAUUUUUCUCUUCAGGUGGAUGAAAAAGAAUCGGGAUGCCUCUUUCCCAGCUUACCAACGGAUUUAACAUAUGACCAGACUUCAGGAAUUGGCUUCAUUUGUGAUCUUAAUGACAAUGUGGCCGCUCCUUGGUCCUCAUCAUAUUCUAAUUCUGCUUCUACCUGCAACAAGACUGCACUUCCAGAACUUCCCAAAGCAACAUCCUCUCAGCUCAGCAAAGGAAUCUACAUGAAAGAUUUAGUGUAUGUCCUGCUUUUUGCUUCAUCAAUGACCAUCCAGUUGCUAAUUUAAGUCUUCUGGAUCACUUGAAUUUUCAUCAAAGAAAUAUGAUAUAUUGUAAGUAACAUUUAUAUAUAGUCAAUAGACAACUUUUUUAUUUUGUUUUGAGGAGUUGGGAAAUACAGUGAGAUUCGAACCCUCACUCGAGUGAAGUUGUGGACAGCUCUCCAACUGAGUUGUAGUUAUUGACGACUCUAUAUGUAUGUCCCAAAAGAAAAAUGUUAGCAAAGUAGCUUAAAUUUGUGUCAUUCUCUCUUCUUUUGUUGCAAUAAAAUUAUUGGCAGUUAUUGUAUAUACGUGGUUUAUUCAAAGUUUAA